GUUCUAGUAGUAAGUGAAAUUUUACUAACUAGUAAGCUGACAUCUACACUACCAUGAACAUAAAAGAAGACAAAAUUGAAAGUGACGAUUUACUUGACAAAUUUAUAAACAAUUUGAUCAAAUGUCUCGACAACUUUCUGGAACAAUUAAAGAAUUAUUAUCAAGCAUAUUUAUCAGUCGUUCUUAGUGUAAAUCUGAAAGAAUCAUUGAACCAUGCACACAAAGAAGUAGAAUCAAAAUAUAAUGAUUUAAAAGUCCGUCUAACUGAAUUUCAAGCUGUCAUAAUUAGAGACUCAGCAGAAAUAAAACAAAAAUUCAAUGAAAUAAAAUUAUUGAAACAAAAUUAUGAAUUUUAUAAAAACCUCAUGACAAAAUUUUCAAACAAUGAAAAUAAUUCUGAUAUGAUAAAUAAUAUUACGUCAAUGUAUGAAAGAAUACAAGGUCAAUUAAAUGAACUAGUUCCAGUCCACUAUAACAAAAUUAUUAAACUGAAUAAUUUUAAAUUUUAUUUAAAAGACGGAACCAUAGAGUAUCAAUCUUAUUCAGAUCAAAAAAUAUUUUCAAUUCCAAUUAAACAUCGUAUAAAAGAUCUCAAGAGAAGUAUUCAAAAAAUUGGAGUUGAUAAAGAAGUGACAAAAGAGUACACCACUUUAAAGAAAUCUCUCCAUGAAAUAAAAUCUUUGUCAUCAUACUCUGAUUUUACUUCUUUACAAUCAAUUGAAGAUACAUUGACUGAUAAAGGCUCUUUUCAUGUUACUUCAGAAACUAAGAAAAGAAAAGAACAUUCAACAAUAGACGAUAGAUCCGAACUUGCAACUGAUAUACAACAUGUGAAAAGAAAGAAAACUCGUCAUUUCAAUGAUUCUGAUGAUGAUGAUGAUGACGAUGAUGAUGAUGAUGAUGAUGAUGAUGAUAAUUUGAUAAAAUCAAACUCAGAAGAUGAACAAGUACUGCUAUUUCAAAAUGAAAAAACACCUAGUAAUUCUGAAGAUCAAAUUCAAAACAUUCUAAAGAGGUUAUCCAAGAGAAAAAUAUCCAAAAAACAUAAAAGUAACCGAAACAGAGGCAGAAAAAUUAUAUCUUCUUCAAGAUUUGUCUUAGAAAGCAUCAUGCCUGAUGAUGUACCGAAAUUGAUGAAUAUUGAUGACCAAGAUAAUAUAUCGGAGGAAUAUUAUAAAACUACUCUCCAGCUUUUAGAAGAAAAAUUGAAAACAGUUGAUGAAGUAACUAAUUAUCUAAUAAUUUACGAAAAUGAUAAACUAUGUAGGGAAUAUCAUAUAUUAAAGAAAGAAUUAGAUCAACUUGAAAAGCAACGAUUCAAGACUAAAGAACAGGUUGAUCAAAUAGAAAAUAUUUGCAAAAUUUCUGGUGACAAUUCGACAAAUAUUCAAAAGAAUUUAAUUAAAGAGCGAGAAGAAUUGAAAGGAAUUGAACAUGAAAUCAAUGAUAAAAAAUCAAGGGUAAAAAGAAUUCAAAAAUUAAUCAGGAAAUUAGAUAAAAAUGAUUAUGACCUUCAAAAUGAUAAACAUGUUUUAUACAAUGGUAUGCGAAAGCUAAUUGGACACUGGUUGUUACAAAUCCAGAAUGAAUUAGACCAGGAAAUUGAUGUUGAAAGACAAAUAGAAUUGCAGAAUGACAUUGAAAAAGCCAAGGAAAAACUGGCACUUAUUGAUGCAGAUAUAAAUGACAUGUAUUUGUCUUAUAAUAAAAGGAAAAAGAAUAGAAUGUUAACUGAUUUCGAUUAUGAAAACUUUUGUGAAUAUAGCAGUUUUACUGAAUGCUUACUUCGAUAUGAUACAUCUUCCAAAAAUGAUAAUAAUAAUGCUAAUUCAAUGGUAGCAAUUGAAAUCACAGAGAACAAGUAGAAAAUUUAGAUGACAUUAGAAACUGAUAAUUUCAAAGCUAAAUAAUUUUAUAUUGAAUAAUUUGAACAAUUUUUAUUAAUUUUAGAUUAUAAUUCUACUCAUUGACUAUCCCAAAAUUAUUAAGCUUU
Messenger RNA from Chelonus insularis, 1993 nucleotides. Its product is annotated as protein PFC0760c-like. The coding region runs from base 54 to 1865 and encodes 603 amino acids. The transcript has a single exon. NCBI's taxonomy places the organism in Eukaryota, Metazoa, Arthropoda, Insecta, Hymenoptera, Braconidae. The record is from RefSeq and is a predicted model, not a curated record.